AUGGAUGAAGUUUUUGAUAUUCAUGAACAAGAUCGAAGCGAGAUCAAGCAAGAAGAAAUUUCAGCUGAAGUUAAACAGAUAAAUCUCGCGAAUAAUAAAUUUCGAACUUUUCCACCCGAUGUUUUUAAUCAUUGUUAUAAAUUAACUUCAUUAAUUCUCAACCACAACGAAAUAUCCAAUUUGGAGUUCUUAUCAUGCUUUAAAGCUUUACUCGAAUUAGAUUUUAGGAAUAAUCAAAUCGAAGUUGAUGAUAUUUUGGCAAUAAAACACAUUUAUAUUCUAUUCCUAAGAAGUUCAAACAACGGAUUUAAUGAAAAGCUAAGAGUUCACCCAUUAUCUUUUGUUGUUUUAUUACCACGUGUCUGGAUAUUUGAUGGAACUUUCAUCACAGACUAUAUUCGCAAUAAUGCUGCAAAAUUCCGUAAUACUCUUGCAUUCAGUGAGACUGUACUUAAUGCGAGACGUACAAAACAAAUAGAAAGCGCGACAAUGACAUCUGCACAACUUGUUAACAACUUUCUUGCAGGAAGUAAGUGUAAUUUUGGAGAACCUGGCCUUUUCAUUACACCUCAGGGCUCUCAGGUUCAACAAUUAACAGAUCAUCCUCAAAUUAAAAGAAUUCAAUAUUUAGCUAAAAAUUAUCCAAUCGAAUUGCAAAUCGGUACAUUCAAAGACUAUUUCUCGCUCGUUUUGGGCAUUUUAUCUAAACAAUGGAUGAAUUUACCAAUAUCUUACAUUCCAAGGUUAGUUGCUCGUCAAUAUUGGGGUGCUGUUAAUCAGACAAUUACACAAUUAGAAGAAUGGCAAUACUGGGUUUUACUUUUAAAGAUAUCAGAAAAUAUCAAACCAGAAACAGUAGUAGAAAAGGAAUUAUGGGCUGCAAUGAGACUUAAAGAUUAUCUACAGACAGGAAAAUCGCCUAAAAUUGGUUCAAUACCAAGAAUGAUCAUAUCAUCCUUUUUAUUCCGUUGUUUGGACUCAGACGAAAGUAUUAAGAACGAUGAUGUUACUAUAUACGAGGUCUACAGAAGCCAUUGCGGCUUCACAUCCCUUGAUGAAAGCCUUGAUAUUAUUCAUCAGGAAAUUUUGACAACAAUUCAAACGGAAGCACGUCAAAUCCCUCAAAAAGGUGAAACAAUAGCAGUUACGCAUCCUUUGAAGAACAAAUGGGUCAAUGCAAAGGUUAAUGGAAGUUAUGGCGGCAGAGUUGAAGUUUCUCUACCAGAAUGUAUAUUUUUAAUGCCAAUUUCCGCAUUGUUUUGGGAUGGCCGAGGUGUUUGGAGGGAAGCAAAGAGCAGAUCCGUUAAAUUGCCUUCAAAAUCUCAAAAUCCGACCAUGAAUUUCACAAGUGCUAAUGGAACUGGCAGUGCUUUUAUCACUGAAAGUAUUACCCGAGGUUCUGAGCCUCAGAAACAGGCAAAAACGCUUCCUCCGCUUGAUCAUCACAUUCCAUCAUCAAUUGUCAAACCUCCGAAGAUGAGAGUUGCUCCAUCAGAUUCUUCACCUGAUUUACUGCAGACUCUCUUCAAAACUGGCCAAAAAUCUCCAACAAAAGCUGCAUCAUCUUUGAAUACCAUCGCAAAGACACCAAAAGUGGCCCAAUUCAGAGGAAUUCCACAGCCAAGAAUCGCAGCAAGAUCACACAUUACGAGAGCAGCUCCAAAAAGGAAAACUGAUAAAAUGGUCACUGAUGUCGUGAAUAUCGUGAAUGGCGGGUACGGAAGUAAUGGCCAAAACCUUCGUAAGUUCCAUGUUAAGAUGACAAACCAAGUAACAAAUAGAAGUGACUACGUUUGGAUAAAUGAAGACGAAAUUCCAACUGAAGACGUUGUCAAACUGCUUGAUAUAUAUGCAGAUCAUAUCAAAUCUAAGAUGCUUAUAAUUGAAGGACAUUAA
Trichomonas vaginalis G3 is the source of this 1896-nucleotide messenger RNA. RefSeq lists its product as uncharacterized. The transcript has a single exon. Gene Ontology annotation, molecular function: protein binding. Lineage: Eukaryota; Parabasalia; Trichomonadida; Trichomonadidae. Bases 1 to 1896 code for a protein of 631 amino acids. The record is from RefSeq and is a predicted model, not a curated record.